Molecule: messenger RNA, 15031 nt
Organism: Rattus norvegicus (Norway rat)
Lineage: Eukaryota; Metazoa; Chordata; Mammalia; Rodentia; Muridae
Gene: Pura
Product: purine rich element binding protein A
Biological process (GO): negative regulation of translation
Cellular component (GO): nucleus
Molecular function (GO): purine-rich negative regulatory element binding; RNA polymerase II transcription regulatory region sequence-specific DNA binding
Source: RefSeq, marked validated
GGGUUACGCGCCGACGUCUGGCUGCCACGACUCGCCGUGGCGGCGACGGCGGCGGCGAGAGGAUCCCGCUAGGGGAGAAGGGGAGAGAGCUGACGGGGCUGUGAGUGAGCGGGAGGAGCGGGGUGCCAGCCCGGCCUGCCCGCUGGAGCGAAAGCCAGAGCGAACGAGGCCGGAGCCCACCGCGCGGCCGCCGCCUCCGCCUCCUCCCCUCCCCUCGCGGCCCGCCCCCGCCCGCAGCCCGCCCUCCUCGCGGCUCAGCCCGCAGAGCCCGAGUGAGGCGCCGUUCGGCUCGCGCGCCGUCCAGAACAGGUGUGCGCGCGCCUCCCCCCUCCCUCCUCCUCGCGCCCGCCUCGCGCGCGCCGGCCUCCCUCCAGCCUGCGCCCUCCCUCACCUGCCGCAGGACAGCGCCCGCCAGCCCGCCCGCCCGGAUCUCGCGAGAGUGGCUGACUGGCUGUGGGGGUUGCGGCGGCAGCAGGCGGAGCCGGGGAGGGAAAGCAGCGGCGGCUGAGGCGACUGAGGCGGCGGGCGGAGCGGCAGGCGGCGGCGGAGCGCAGCAUCAUGGCGGACCGAGACAGCGGCAGCGAGCAGGGUGGUGCGGCGCUGGGCUCGGGCGGCUCCCUAGGGCACCCGGGCUCGGGCUCAGGCUCCGGCGGGGGCGGUGGUGGCGGCGGGGGCGGCGGCGGCAGUGGCGGCGGCGGCGGGGCCCCGGGGGGGCUGCAGCACGAGACGCAGGAGCUGGCCUCCAAGCGGGUGGACAUCCAGAACAAGCGUUUCUACCUGGACGUGAAGCAGAACGCUAAGGGCCGUUUCCUGAAGAUCGCUGAGGUGGGCGCUGGCGGCAACAAGAGCCGCCUCACCCUCUCCAUGUCUGUGGCCGUGGAGUUCCGCGACUACCUGGGCGACUUCAUCGAGCACUACGCGCAGCUGGGCCCCAGCCAGCCGCCCGACCUGGCCCAGGCACAGGACGAGCCACGCCGGGCGCUCAAGAGCGAGUUCCUGGUGCGCGAAAACCGCAAGUACUACAUGGAUCUCAAGGAGAACCAGCGCGGCCGCUUCCUGCGCAUCCGCCAGACAGUCAACCGGGGGCCCGGCCUGGGCUCCACGCAGGGCCAGACCAUUGCGCUGCCCGCACAGGGGCUCAUCGAGUUCCGUGACGCUCUGGCCAAGCUCAUCGACGACUAUGGAGUGGAGGAGGAGCCGGCCGAGCUGCCCGAGGGCACCUCCUUGACUGUGGACAACAAGCGUUUCUUCUUCGAUGUGGGUUCCAACAAGUACGGCGUGUUUAUGCGAGUCAGUGAGGUGAAGCCCACCUACCGCAACUCCAUCACCGUGCCCUACAAGGUGUGGGCCAAGUUCGGACACACCUUCUGCAAGUACUCCGAGGAGAUGAAGAAGAUUCAAGAGAAGCAGAGGGAGAAGCGGGCCGCCUGUGAGCAGCUCCACCAGCAGCAACAGCAGCAGCAAGAGGAGACCACCGCUGCCACCCUGCUACUGCAGGGUGAGGAAGAAGGGGAAGAAGAUUGAUCAAACUGAAUGAAACACACACACACACACACACACACACACACACACACACACACGCAUACACAUACGUGUACACACACACACACACACACAGCCACACACAGAGAAAAUAUACUGUAAAGAGAGAAAAUAAAAAGUUAAAAAAAAAAAAAAAAACAAACUCCAAGGGAGCACCACCCACAGAACCUCCACCGACUGACAGUUUCUCUUCUUGACUUGCCACCCAUCGCUGGAUGUUGUCCACUUUAUCCACCAUAUAAAACAGUAAGCAGCUGCUAAAAACAAAAAACAAAAAAAAAUAUACAAAAGUAAUAACAUUAUAUGAACUGUGUUUCCUACUUGAUUAAAAAAUAUAAAGAACUGAGUGUUUAUUUCCCUAAUUAACCAAGAACUUUUGUACACGUUUAAGCUAUUAUUAUUAAAAGUGUUUGCAAAAUGGUCAAGAUUAUAAUAUUGCUGAAUUAUAUAAAAAGUCCUUUUCAUGUUGAGCUAACAUUUGACUUUAGCACAAAAAAAGAGAUAUUUUAGAACACGUAAAAUAAUAUUUUUAGUUUUUCUCAUUUUGUUACCAAAUUUCAAACCUUACAUGGAGGUUAUUAUAGUAUAUUUGACAUCCUAUAUACCUGUGAUUAGAGAUGUGUAUAUAUAUGAGGGCUAGGCAUGCUGUGUGUCUGAGCUUUGUCUAAAUGUUAUGCAGAAGUUUGUAGAGUUCAAGGUACGUAGGUUUAAUUCAUGCAAGGUAAACAAUAAGUGCUCUCUUUUAUACAAUAUGCAUUGCAUCUGGACCUUAAACAUAUAAAAUGGUCAGUGAAACUUCUGUGAACAUGAAGAAAUUAUUAAAAAAGGCAUUUAAAUGAAAUUUGCUAAGUUGUGAUUUUUAUGGUUGGAACCAAAGUUAUUCAAAUAGUAAAAGAAAAAGAGAAAGAAAAAGGAAAUUUCCCAUAAUAUUUUUCUGCAUCUGUUUGCUUUGACUGAGUAGGUGUUUUGUUAUUAUUGUGUAUAUGAGAUGUACUUGUAUUGUUCAUAAUAUAUAUUUUUUAUUAUGUGUAGAAAGAUUUUAAAAACCUAACUAACGUGCAGCAAUUUCCAGUGAACCUGUACUUGGAUAUCAGGUAGUGAGUCUAUUUGUGGUCACUAGCACUGUCUCCUAAACUUGUAAGAGGUCUGAAGCUAUCCUUUGAUUUUUGUCAGUGCUAUUAACUUAUGUAGACCUGUUUAAAAGCAAAGCAACACCAUUCUAGUUAUCCUACUGAGCCAUGGAUUCUGAGUUUCAUUUCAAAAGUGAAAGCCAAGUUGGUGUAUGUAAAGGAUUUCCAUGUAGCUGUGGUGCUAGUUAUUACUGGCUACAUUAUAUGCUAAGUGUAUUUGUGUUCCCAAGUGUACAAGCCUUCUGUCAAAAGUAUGUUCUAUUAUCACUCAUAUUCAAAGUGUAGGGUAUGAAAAUGCAAGCUUAGGAGAGCACUUUACCCAGCUGGUGUCCUCCACUGAAAUUGUUUGUAACGAUAGUCUUUUACAGGUUUUCAUUUAAAGAUGUUUGUGUGCUUUUAAUUGACAACUAACUUCUUGCUGCUGUAUAGUAAAAUAUUAAUAUAUUUUUUAUCAUUAAACUGCUGCAUGACUAUCAUCUUUGAGUGAAGAGAAAAUGUUAUAAAAAAGAUGCCUUAAAUACAGUACAUUUUGGUUUGGAAUUCUGUAGAAAGUAUUUUGGUAAAAAAAGAAAAAAGAAAAAAAGAGGAUCUUGGAUCUUGUCUGACAGAGAGAGUUCUGGACAUGCAAUUGUUUCUUGGCAAAUCCAGCCAUCUAGAUCUACCUGCUGUAUGUAGAAGAAACCACCUGUAGGACUGGGAAGGGGUCAGUACCUCUCCCAUUGGAAAGCAUCGGCCUAGGAAGGCAGAACAGUUGUCUUUUUUGAAGGAUUUUUUUUUUCCUGCUGGCUCUUUAGGUUUUGAUUUGAUAUUUUUAAGCUUUCUGGUUGAGUGUGUUGUCUUUGUUUUUGAGAUCUACUGUAUGUGUUGAAUAGCAAGCUAUUUUCAUUGUACUGUGCAUUUUCCCAUUGUUUGCUUUUCAUAUUCAUACAAUGUUAAAUAUGAGGUGACCGUAAAAUAGUUAGGAGUUUCUUUACUUAAAAAAAUCACUGGAAAUUAUUAAAUUGCUUUCCCCUCCCCCCAAGGUGCAUUUUUUUUUAUUAUUUUCAUAUAGUAAAGUUGAGCUUUUACAGUGCAUAAUGUGACAUUUGGAAUGCUUAUCAACUGCAUGUAAACAUUAAUAACCUGCACUUUUUGUCUUAAGGUUUGUUGAGCUGUUUUGUUCACUGUACUUUAACUGUGAUAUGGAAAAGAUUGCAUUCUCUGUGCUGUUUCUAAUUAGGAAAGAGAAUUGCUUUGAUUUUGUCUCUUGUUUACUAUAGCUUCUUAAAGUUAAGCCUUGUGCUACGAGUUGUUGGAGUACUCCUAGAUCAGUGUUUCGUAGUAGCCAGCAGUCAGUAGUGCAAGUCAACAAAAACACAGCAAACUUAGGCAAAGUGUCCUUUCUUUGAGAUGCAAGUUCUUUCGUAAGGUUUUCUUUAGGGUCAGCUACCUAAAGUGAAACCUUUCUUACCUGUAGACUUCAGAUUCUGCUUGGAAUCCUACCGGAUCAAGAAGCACAUGUAUUGUGCAGUUCUCUUUACACUAUUAACAGUUAAACACAAUCUUACUAGGACUUUGAAUCCAUUGUCUGAUUUAUGGUCAGUGGGUUUAAAAAGAAAUCCACAUGCAGAUCUUUUAAGACUUAAAAAGUGGUCAUAGAGAAGACUGAGUGACUGUAAAGAUGCUCUUUUUGUUUUAAAGCAUCUCAUUUUCUCUCCCAUUGACCUCCUGACCUCCCCUUCCCCAUCUCCUGUUUUAUCCUUCCCUUACAUUUCCCUCCCAGGUGCUCGGUACUUUACCAAGGUUCUAUAUUUCAGUGUAUUAUGUUAGAGUCUCUUCUUGUUUUUAUUUUACUAGUGGGUAGCCCCAGUUUGUGCUGAAAAGGGGGGGGGUAUAUUUGACCAUAUGUGUUACUCAUUGAAAACAGUAUGAUCAAAUGUGCCAAAAACAAGCAAACAGAACUUAAUUCAUGACAAGUAUGCCUUAUUUUUAUUGAUCUGCUUUGUCUUACAAUUAAGGUCCAAGAGCUUGGUUAAACUAUGUUAUUUGCCUAAGUAAAAAAAGAAAACUUGAAAUGCAUUGAAAUAUUGAUUUUUUUUUUUAAAUGAGAGACACUGUCAAGUAAUUUGAUUCAGAGAUCAGCCACCAGAUUUGGAGAGAGAGAGAGAGAGAGAGAGAGAGAGAGAGAGAGAGAGAGAGAGAGAGAGAGAGAGAGAGAGAGAUGGUUGUGGUGGUAGUAGUAGUGAUGGUAUUUGUGGCUUUUCCCCCCUUUAAAUUACCAAAUCUUAUUUUUUAAUGCUACCUUUUAUUUGUGCCUCCUAUAUAUCAUGCUGAUGUUAGAAGCAGCAGUCAUCCAGCCACAGAGGGAGCUAAAGUUAACUAACCAGAACUGUAGAAAUCAUACAUGCCUUUGACAACAAAGGAAGUUCAUAGGAAAGCCACAUUGGCUUUUCCUCUACUAGACACACAUUGGAGGUAGAUGAAUAUUUGCCAAAUGAGGGGAAAAAAAGACAAAGUAGUCAGGAAAGACAAACUGUUUUCCAGCUUCUUAAAGCCAUGGAAAGUAGAAACCAAAACCAAUGGGAAAUUUAAAAGACCUUGAAAGUCUUACUUUCUAGUCCCAUGCAGGGGUUAAAAUUUGACUCAAAAUGAAAAGUCUAUCAUUUAGAGAUGGAUAACUAGUCCAGUUUUGUUUUGUUUUGUUUUGUUUUGUUUUAGGGAAUGGAGAAAGCUGCUAGUGAUUUUAACCCCUGCUGAAAGGAGACAGAUAAUUUCAUUUGGGAGCAAAUACUUAAUUGCCUUGAGAAAUAGCACUAUAAUAGUUUAUGUUAAUUAGUCAUAGACUAACCUUUAUCCCUUUCAAGCUAUGCAAAUUAUUAAAUAGGUAUAAAUUAGAAUUGAAUUAAAGAGAGUUGAUUAUAUUGCAAUCAGAUGGCAUUCACAAACUUAACUGGAGCAUAUACAAAUAAAUCUAUUAGUUUAAGAGUUUUUUUAAUGCUGACAUAAAAAAUAUAAUUUAGCUACCUGUUCUAAAAUGCUGAAUACUAUUAACAUUGUAUGAUAGGUCUGAAAGACUGCCUCCUUUUUUGAAGAGAGAGAUUAAGAAUUUUUAUAAUUGCUUUUCAUCAAAUUUUAAUAUUUUUGUCAAGUUUUUAGAUAUUUAAUUUGUAAAACAGUUUGCUUUGUACUGGCAUACAGAUAUUAGGGUAUAUUGAUUUUAAAUUUUUUGAAGCCAAGUGAUCAAGUACAUUUGUAAUAAAAGUCAAUGGAUCUCUAUCAGUUGUACUCACUGUUUUCAUUUCUUGUUCUUAUCAAUGUAGGAAUUGGUACCUUUAUCUGCAGGAAAAUGGAGCAAAAUUUGGGUGGAAGGGAGGGGAGAAGACAAAUCUGUUGAGAAGAAUCUUGGGUGGGAUUGGUGGCCCAAGUACUUCAAAGCAUCUUUAUGUGGACUAAGAUUUAGAGUGUUGGAAAGAAUGUCAUCUUUUUAUUCCUGAUUUUUUUUUUAAACUUUAUGGAACAUGAUGUUUGGAGAAAUCUUCUCAGUUUUGUUUCUGCACUUUUAGCAUUUUUAUGUUUUGGCAAUGUUGAAACUUUUUAAACUAAAAACAGUUUAUCUGUUAACAUUUUUGGGUUAAUCUGCCAACUAUGGUGACCCUACCAUGGGCAUAGAAUUAUUUUUAUCUUUACAUGGCUUACCCUCUCUUCUCCAGUAUUUCCAUUAGUUUUUUUUUUAAUGUUAUACACUGUUCAUUUUUCAGAUGAUUUUAGAAUGGGCCUUCCCGAAAUUACUUGGGUAGCUUUCAUAGCUCCAUUUUUUAAACACAUAAGUGUACUUUUAAUAUUUUCUUCCCCAUAAAAACUGAGAUAGAAAAUCAAAUUUUCCCCUUUUUGUUAUUUCUUAGAUAUCGGUAAAAUUUUGUUUAUUGUGUGAAAGAAAACUAAGACAAGGGGAUCUUCAGCACUUUAAAUUCAAAACUGGGUGAGAACUCUGAGUAUAACAUUCAUGGUUGUUAUCUCUAAAUUUGAAUAUCAGUAAUGUAGAGAGAGUUCAUGUUUUGUCAUGAGAAUAGAAUAAGGGAGAGAUCUUUCUAAUUGCCUAAGCCAAUUUACUAGUUUUAUAAGUUUAUUUUAAACUUUAUCAAAAAUUUUAAAUAUUAAACAUAUUGAAACAUUGUUUUCUUCAUUGUAAGCCAAAAUUAGGCCAUUGAUAGUAUUAUACUCUAUAAAACUAAAGUGACCACUACUUAAAGUGACUGUUAAUCCAGCAGCAUUAAUUACCAUAGCUCUACAGAGUUUGCAGUACAUUUUUUAAGAAAAGCUGAUUUAAAGAUUUAUGAAGCUAUUUGAUCCUAAAAUCAAACCUAAAUUUAAGGCCUAGGCCUUUUGGCUGGCUCUUUUUGAGCAGAAAUUUCAUUAUUAUGGGCCACGUAAUGAUGAUCUAAACUAGCAUUAGCAUGGUCUAAAUUAGCAUUAGAAUUUUAAGGUUAAGAGCAAGCAGAUGAAAUAUGAGAUGCUGGUUCUAAACAGUUUGCCAUCCUCCAUCUACAAACUGACUACCAAUUUUGAAGUUAAAGGGUCUAGGCAAUUUGCGUCUUCAGAAAAGUUGGAUAUGAAUAAUAGCCUCUUGCUGAUGUUUUUUCUUGUAAGGAAUUUAUAUUAUUCUAUUUUUGCCUUCAUGUUGUGUUUAUGUCUCCUGCUUUCCAUUACAUUUGCUAUCCUCUCCCUCCUUUUUCUUCCCUUCUGUUGUCUAGCUUUUGUGGUAAAUUGUCUCAUUGAUAGAUGUAGAAAUGUGGUGGUGAUCCUUUGUGUAAAACAAAGCUACUUUUUACAGACCAGAAAUAGUUUGUUGUUCUUGGAAUCAUAUUUUUGUGCUUCCAUGAGUACAUACUUUGUUUAAUUAUUAAUUUGCAUAGUAAUUAAUUUUUUAGCAUUUUAUGGGGGAAAUUAAUGAGUUUUAAUUUUCUUGGUUUAGGAUCCACUUUAGUAAUUCAGAAGGUCUGUAAGGUGAAAAGUCACACUUGUGUUUUGGAAUUGUGGAAAUAUUGCUGGUAUGUAUUUUGGUCUGAGAUGUAUUAAUGCAAAAGACUUCUAGGAGGAUAAGUGGUAGUUAAAAGUUACAGGACAGAUGACACUCUGAGUAGCUCAAACAGUAAUAAUAAUCAGGUAAUAAUUUACACUGGUUGACAUUAAGUCAAACUCUUCUGAAAUAGAUUGACAAUUGGCAGUGAAGGUAGUUGUUGGUAGCUCUUGACCUCCAUGGCAAGUAUGUCCGACAACCUGGCUCCUUCAUUCUCCUUUAUGAUCCUGUUCAUAGCACCUGAGCUUUCCUCCUUCAGAAAGAAGUGAAAUAAUGACUCUUUCCUUUGAACAUAGCUAAUUGAUGAUCCAGAAAGAUUUUUGUAUUUUGAUGUAAUUUGGCCUCUCUUCCUCCCUUACUGCUGUUUCCCCCCAUGAUCUUAACUUGGCAAUUUGAAGAGCAUCUAAAUGAGUACUUGUAAGGGAAGCUGGGAAAUGAAGAUUGUAAGAAGUAUGUGUUUAAGCUACUGAGAACUGAGUCUUACUGGUUCAGAAAUUGGAGAGCAGAAAGAAAAAAGCUGUUUGUGAAUGGGGGUGUGAGAGAUACAGAAGAGAGUGAUUGGAAAUAAAGUAGGAGGAAUUUUUAUUGGCAGUAGAAAAAAGUAUUAAGAUGGACUCUGCAUGAGAGGUGUUGACUAAGCAAGGAGGUUGGACUUCACUAAGGAAGUGUCAGUGGGUCCCUUGUUGGCUAAGUGAAAACUGUUGGUCUGUAGCUAGUAAUGGUGAUGAUGGAUUAUACAAAUCAGUUUUGGUGUGAGUGUAUGAUGGUUUGAAGGUUUAUAUGUCUGCGCCUCUGAACAAAUUUAAGUAGCACAAUUGUGAAAUGGCAGCUUUUCUGAUCAAGGCAGAUUGGUGUUGGGAACUUAUUAUUUUGGGGGGAAAAGUUAACAGUUUACCCUUUUUCAUUUACCCUUUUAAAACUAUCAGUGACAUUUAUCAUCCACUAUUUUCUUGGGCUCUUGUCACUGCAUAGUUUAUGUUUGCACUUCAAAAUAAUCCUUUUUUUUUUUUUUUUUGGUUCUUUUUUUCGGAGCUGGGGACCGAACCCAGGGCCUUGUGCUUCCAAAAUAAUCCUUUUAAUCCAUAAAGAUCUACACCCAAAGAUCCUUCUUUUAUAGAUACCUUUAGUCAACAUGUAUUUUUUAGAAAACAGUAAACCAGAUACAGUCACUGAAUUUCAAUUUUAAGUAUCUUUUCUAUUUCCUUUACAUUUGUAGCCAUUAAACAUUGUGGAUUUUAAGAAGCCCUUGCUAAUAUAUUUCCAGAAUUAGAUAAUAUGUCCUCUAACUCAUGUUUUUGUUUGUUUUCCUACUUUAAAAUUCCCUGUGGUUAGUGUACACAGAAGUUAAUUAUAAUGUAUCUCCCAGGUUCUUGUGUUCUUUGUAAGGUGAGUUGGCAGUGAUUAGUAAUCUAUUCUAUAAUCCCGAGAGUGUUUUAAGUUAUUCAAGGUGAAUACUUUGUUUUCAAAGUUACAUAACUCAAAUUCACAUUGACUAUAAAUUUACAAUGGGUUUAUUCCCAAUAAUUUUGAUAUAUUACUUUCAAGUUUUAUUUUAGUCUGAUACCUAUACAUUCCUGUUAAGAAUUUGUUUUAAAAUAGCCAAAAGGAAGUCUUGGCCUGUACUUGGAAGGUGGUUUUUCUUGUCAUGUGUCAAAUUCAUUAACAUUAGUGAUUACGUAUCUUAUUUUGCAGAGUUGACACUUAGUAUAAUUUCACAUUUCAUUGUGUGUCAGUAUUUAAAUUAUAGCUAAAUACUAUAGUUUAAAUCUGUGCAGAGCCUUCUUAAAGAGCUCCUCCCUUAGGAAUUGUUUAAAAGAAGUGAAGAACAGUGCUUUAAAUGACUGAGAUGAGUCUGAGAGGUUUCCUCAAGUCUAGGCAAUGGAGAUAAACGAUAGCCCAUUUCUAUGCUGCAUACAGUUGUUAGGGUUUGAUAAUAUGUAGAAAGUGCAAAAGCAGAAAAGACUGUGUAAGUGGCCUAUAAAUUUAUAGUUUUCAUUAUUGCACUAUUUAUCUUUGCACUUGAGUUUUUGGAAAUUAAAGACUAGCACUUUCACUUUUGUUUCUAGUCUUUUCUAAUUUCUUGCAAAAUUGUUUUCAAUAUCCCACCCAAAGUUAAACUCAUAUGCAAUUACAUAUGCUUUAUAAGGCCAAGAAAAUAUUUAUUAAUGUUAUCUAUAUAACAGUAAAUUUUGUUUUGAUAAAAAUUUUAAUAUAGAUCUUUAUUUGCCCAUAAAAUUCUUUAUAAAUAUGAGCUUUAUUAAGCUGUUAAAGUAAAAGCUUAGGAUAGGAAGUAAUGUCUUCUGUAUAUAAAAUUGUGUCUUUGAAAUCCAUUUUCCAGCCUAGUAUGGCCUGGCUUUUGAGUGUUAGUAUGUUUUCAUUAGCAAGUGAUAUCUGAGUCUUACUGGGCAAGUGCUUAAGAAACUGGAAGUGAAUAAAUAGGUGGCAGUUCCCUCUUCUGUGUAGCUUUCUAUAAGGUUCAUAUAACUUCUCUGUGGUUUAUGUCAUAUGCUGGUAUUUCAUGAAAUGAGUGUUUCUUUUGAAAAUUUAAGAUUGAUGCUUUUUGAGGAUGGUUAUAGCAAAGGAUAUAGGACUUUCAUUUAACCAUUGGCGGUUUUAUAGCCUCCUUGAUACGCUCUACUCAGAGAACAAAGAGUGUACUUGUGAAUAUGUGAUGCUGUAUUCACAAUUGCAAAAAGAAAAAAGGAAAGGAAAGGAAAGGAAACAAAUUGAGUUUUCUCAAUGGGACAGAGCGAUGUAUUUUUGGCGAGAAUUGUUUUAUAAGUUAUUUAAUGAUCUUAUUCUCUAUCUUUUCCUGUAGUUUUUUACACACCUCAUACUUAAAACCAGCAAGUCAGAGGCCUCUUUUCAGAUUAUUUUGGAAGGUCUGAAUGUGUUCUGGAUGGAGUGUUGAUUGUGACAUAUUCCUCCCAUCAUGUUCUGCUGGUCACUGUGGCUCAUAGUGUUUGCAAGUUCUGUUGAAAAUUCAGUGAUGCAUUUGAAAUGAGAAUAUCUUCUACAACAUGGUAUGGAUGUGUGUGGCUAGAUUCCAUGAUGUAGCAUGGUUGUGGAACAAUAGCCUUGAUUUAAUUUAAAUAGAAAGUUUUAACCAUAGUCCAGAUUUUAUGUACAGGAAUUGUGCCAGGUACUUGUCUAAAUGUGGACCAAUUUUGGAAAUGAAAGUUAAUGGAUGUGGAUUUGACUCCAGAUAAUUCUGUACUCAAAACUAAAGUUAAAGGCUCACACCAUUAGAGUUACCUACAUUUGAUGGCCUUAGCUCUUUAAAUGUGGAUGACAUUCAGCAUUAUAUCUGUGAAUUUCCUUAGGAAAAGAAAAGUUCAGUCUUUAUACCUUUUCUUGGAGGCUAAAUUUACCACAUAUGGAAGUGAGAAAAUUGUAGCAAGUGUCUUUAUUUUUGUAAUGGAGUUUAACCAGCUUAAUUAAUUCCUUUUCCUACUUUGAAUCACUUAUUUCCCAUAUAUAAAUAAAGGGAAAGAUCAGUAACCUCCCCACCCCCAGGCAAUUUUUGUUGUCUGCCUCCAUUUCCCAAUCCUAUUACACAAUGAAUUACGGGUAUCCCUCUUAAGUCCCUGUAGUACUUUGGGUGGGGGGUGUCACAAAUACCUUUGAAAAUCUGAUGAAAGUGAUGGACCCUUUCCCCAGGGGAAAAAUGCACAUAAUACAGAUAAUUUUGCUACAACCUCAGGGUCAUCACUUACCUUCUGAAACCCAAGUUAGAAAAUUUUUUGCUUUGAGCAAACUUUGGAAAACUUUAAUAAAAAUAAUUGAUAAAGAGCUAUUGGCUUAAAACAUUUCAGAUUGGAAUUAUUAUCACAUAGUGGCCCCUACUAGUGAAAUGGGACAUUGCAACUAGCUUUGUUAGACUUUAUAACAUCCAGAUAGAAGGGAAAGAGAAGUAAAGUUCUGAGAGCUAUUUAUAAGGAGUCAGGUCAUCUCCAGAUGUGGGAGCCAGUCCUGGUUCAAGGUAGGGGUCAAGGUGCCUGACAAGUUUAGCAGGGUAGAGUUUGAUAAACCAUGCUCAGGAUGCCAAGGGGUUAACCAUUAUCUUAACCCCUUCCUCACCAAAAGAUUUUAGUUUUGUCUGUUGGGAAAGAAAGAUGGCGCUAGGGAAAAAUGAGUUGCCUUACAACUUUGCUGGGACACAUCAGUUUGGUGAAGUGUGGGACACUAGUAUUAUUUUUGAGAAGGUGCAUAAAACCAAAGUAAAUUAUUCUCUAUGUAGAACAUUAUUUACUAGUAACAUUUGUUUGGGUGUAUUAGCUUUGACAAUUUUUACCAGUAAAUGCUGAUUUUAUUUAGAACUGGGAGUCCAGUUUACAUAUAGGAUAGUUGAUAUAUCCAUCUUUCCCCCGUGUAAAGAAUUGUCUAAAAGAUUUAUGCAUACUUUUUACUUUUCUCUCUUGAUACCAUGGGGUGGGGGUGGGGAGGACUUUGACUUGACAACUGACAAAUGUCUUCAAAUUUAAAAAUCAAGAAGCAGCACUUUAAGUCUAAUUCCACGCCAUUUUAGUGCAUGUUUUAGUUUAAUAAUGAUUUUUGGUGCAUGCCUUUGGGCUUAUUCAAAAGUGUACAAUAGAAAAGUGUAUUUCCUUUCAUAGAAAGGAGAUGUUUUUCUACUUUGCAACAUGUGAUUACAAAAAUCUUCCUCUGUGGGAAGAUUAACCAUGUAUUGAACUACUGAAAAGUAUAUAUUUUUAGAUAUACAGAAGGAAUCUACACGGGGCAGCAUUCAGACCUAUAUAGAAGUCAUAAAAUUCUGUAUAGGACCAAAAGGAAGUAACAUAAAACACUUAAACAGACUAUGUUGGGUAGAAAUACCUUUCGAUCUUGCAUUGACUUCCAAAAUGAAAAUGCCACAGAAGUUCGCUGAAACUUUUGUUUGAAUUUUCUGUCAGUGUAUAUAGCCCAAAUGCAGCAGCUUUGGGUUAGCACAAUGUAAGAAUCAAAACACAAAACUAAAUAGUUCAGUCUGGUUUGCCAAUCCAGCCUGACUGAAAUAAGUAACCAAUCACUUGCAAACUGAAAAACUGUCCAACUCCUCUAAGGUUUUGACAAAAUAACCUUGGCUGAUGUGGGAACAUUCCCGCUUUGAUUUCUGACCUGACAGCGAAGAUUCAUGCAUGACAUGAUUUCAAACCUGACAGUGUCUGUUUAAGGAGCCAUGGUACAGUUUGCUAAUUCAAUCCCAGAUACCUGUUGAUUACCUGUAAGAUCUAGAGUUCAAAGUAGCCAGCAGCCGUAUCCCUGAGUGCUCUGUGCCUAUCAGAUAGCAUGAAGUAAGCAGAGUUGGGACAGGUCAACAGCCCUGAGGACUGACCUCAGAGCAGAGCCCCAGAUUCAAGAAUUGUAUCUGCUUUCUUGGGAGUCACUGAACUAUUGUCCCACACUGCAUUACUUGCUGUAGAUGUUCUCCAAGAGGAGGCCCAGAGCACACAUCCGAAUUGCUUGUGGUACUCAGAGAGGGGGUGCUAACUCUGAUGCCCUGGCCAAAUUCCAGUUUAGGGAUGUGGGUCUUCUUGUCAUUCUUAAUUGGAAAUGUGCAUCACUUUCCAUUUUUUCCUGUUGCUCUCAGUGCAAACUACACAAGUCUGUUCCUUUGCCCCAAUCCCAAGUCUCCAAGAUACUGGUAUUUUAUGGGCCAGGUUCAUGCCUUAUCUUGAUACACAAGAGUUGAAGAAUGAGAGCUUGGCAUCAGGAUGCCUUAUACUUGGAGGGUGGACUCUUGUGAUGCCUGGGAAUGAAACCUGCCCUCUUUUGGCAUAUGUUAGGGAGCUUGCACUGGUUGGAAGCUUCCAACCAUAAGGUGUGAACGGAAACCAAUUUCCCCUCUUUUCUUACAGCAUGAUGAGAAAGUCUUUUGGGUUUUCAGUAGUUGAGGAAGGCCGGAGUUCUGCAGCUUUAAUCUGGGUAACUAAGGCUGGUUUAAUCUGGGUAACUAGCUGGUUUAAUCUGGAUAACUAGUACUGGUUUGAGCAAGACUUUGGUAAAUUAACUCGGUUCUCAGAUGCCACAGACUCCGUGAGAAGUCACCAUUAUUUUUAGUGGCUGUGAUGGAGUCCCCCUGUAGCCAUUACUUUAAGAUUACAUGCAGAGUUGCUUUAUUUUGAGCUUUUUGUGUACACACAAUCCCAAACUGGAAAAACUUAAAAAGGAAUCCUGCUGUGAAAGGUAUAUAUUACUCUAGAUUUUUCUUACUGUAAAUAUUGUAAGAUUGUAAUACUGUCAAUAUUUUAUUAACCAACAAAUGUUAAUCUAUGUGAAAUCAGACUUAUUUUAAAUGUGCUUCUUAUUUACUGUGUGUGGUCCCUGUUGCUGACAGUAUUAAGUUAUAUUCUGAUGUAAGAUUAACUUUAUUAAAGAAUGUAAACAUUAAAUGUUUCCUUAUGGGAAAACAAAUAAAGUAUAAAGAAGACAAUUCUUUUCAUUGAAAUAUACUGUGUAUUUACACUUGCUAGACCCAGCACCACUUAUAAACUUAGUCCACUGUCCAGUUUCAGUUAACACAGCUGACACGGUUGUGCUCCACUUGAAGGUCUAAGCCUUGGUGUUGUUGGAAUAUAAACGGUUUGUAUUUGUCUGCUGUGAAUCAUCUUGAGAUUUCUAAUCAAGUUUGUAAAAUUUUUAUAGUAAAACAUUUUAAUGACAAUUUAAAAAUUAUCUUCUCUAAAGAAUGGUCAAAACAAUGUCCUUUCAGAAAUAGAGUUGCUCUUUACUAUCUUUCCAAAAUGACUUUGGUUAAACGGACCAGGUAUAUAUUAGUUAAAAUCUAGGGCUAAGUUCUUGAUAUUCUUUGAGUUUACAAGUUAAUCCUUAUUGGAGUUGUGCCAAUAUACAAUAGAAUAUCAUUAAUUUGCACUGUUUGGGGACCCCAUUUAAGAAUGCUGAAUUUUGCCAACUAAAAAGUAAGCAAAUGCAAUUUAAAAAGUAAAUUUGAGCAUUCUGUGUUAAAUAUGUGCAGUUAUUAUCAUACGAAGAAGCGCAGUGUGUUGGGCUGUAAUAUAACCAUAUUUGCUGUCAUGUUCUCCCAUCUCAGUGCUGGGAACUCACCAUGUGGAAACCAAGCAACCGUGUUGUGCGUCAGCCGGCUUGAGUUUGUUCAAUAUCACAGCUGAAGCUAGCAAGGUCUGCUGUGCUGCUUACUGAAGUAUUGUGAUUCUCUUAGGCAUUGGUUCUUACAAAAUAUAUACUGUAACAGUAUACUUUGUACAGAUUUAAAUUUUAUUUGAAAAAAUGAAAUAAAGUAGGCAAAAAAUAAAGAUGUUUAUUUUUCAUGUGACUACAUAAA